Messenger RNA from Motacilla alba alba, 1652 nucleotides. RefSeq names its product norrin cystine knot growth factor NDP (gene NDP). Gene Ontology annotation, biological process: Wnt signaling pathway. Lineage: Eukaryota; Metazoa; Chordata; Aves; Passeriformes; Motacillidae. Bases 1206 to 1652 code for a protein of 148 amino acids. The record is from RefSeq and is a predicted model, not a curated record. The transcript has 4 exons.
AUUUUGAGUGUUACAUGGACUUAAACUGUGUGCUUAAUCUCUUUAUCUGACAAAGACACGUUCUCCUUGUACCGUUUUUAAAAUUAAACUGUGUUUAAAUGGAAUCAACACAGCUCUAGUCCCGGUGUCUCCUCAUUCUUGUGUCCUUACCUCCUGUGUGAAGGUUGCCUGUAUGUGGUCAAAGAGGUGGCCCAGGGUGCUCCUGAGCAACUUGGUUAAACCUCACCUAUUCUUGUGAGCCUGCUGAGCUCCAGCCUGCAGCUCAGUGCUGGCAUGUCUGGGGUGAGUGGACAUGCUGGAGUCAGCCCUGAAUUCACCGAGAGAGCGCUGGUAUCGCCAGCACCGCCUUUGUCCCACUACAAUAGGGCUCUAUGAGCACGGGCUAGCCUGCCGCUUUAAAGUUGGACUGUUUACUUCUAUCACUACUUACGCCUGCUGUUCUCUUGCCAGUCAUCUGCUGGAGUGCUCAGAAUAAUCUGAAACAACAGGCAAUACUUAUUUCUAGCUUUGUGUCUCACGCUUCGCGGGAGCGCUCAUAAUUCGCACGUUAUCAUUUAUCCAAACUUCCGCAAGGCUUUCCAAUGGACCGGACAGCGCUGGUUGUGGAUUAGGACAGAUUUAGCAGGCACUCUUUAUUGGCCGAGAGCUGCGAGGAAAGCCCCGGAGCUCGGCUUCGCCGGGGUGCCCGGGGUAUAUUUGGUAGGUGGCCGGCGUGACACGGAGCGCGGCGUGGCUGUGCCGCCCGCAGCUGACACGGAGGAUGCUGCGCGACCCCGCACCGCCCGCUGAAGGAGAGAGGGAGGCUCUCCCCCGCUCCCGGCAGAGCAUUUCCCUGCGUGUCAGCGCCAGAGGCACGAGCAUGGCUGUUCUCCGCUUCUCGGGGACGAAGGGAGCGUUUCGCCGCCGUGAACCCGGUGAGCGAGUGCCAGCGUAGGGUCGCCGCGGGGCUCGGGAGCGGACCCUGCCCGGGGAGCGCGGCUGAGGAACAGCCCCGGCCCCCCGUGGGACUCAGAUGCUGCUCUUUAAUUAGCUGGGAAAAGACUGACACCCAGAAAGUGCUGCCUGACAACUGCGCAGGAGAUUCUUUGAUGGAUUACAAUCUCAUCAGACUCCAACUCGAGAAGAAGAAUGUCAGCUCAGACACUUAAACCAGACUUUUCACCAUCCUGGAAAGGAACUGGCUUCCAGAAUUUGGAGGGUUUUUGAUGCUCUACCUCCCUCUGCUGUUACCAGCGAGAAGUUCCUCGACAAUGGGAAAUCAUGUACUCGCGGCUUCGAUUUCCAUGCUCUCGCUGCUGGUGAUGAUGGGAGACACGGACAGUAAAACAGAGAGCUCCUUCCUGAUCGACUCCGACCCCAGCCGCUGCAUGCGGCACCACUACGUCGACUCCAUCAGCCACCCUCUCUACAAGUGCAGCUCCAAGAUGGUGCUGCUGGCUCGCUGCGAAGGCCGCUGCAGCCAGACGUCGCGCUCGGAGCCGCUGGUUUCCUUCAGCACGGUGCUGAAGCAGCCCUUCCGCUCCACCUGCCACUGCUGCCGGCCCCAGACCUCCAAGCUGAAGGCCAUGAGGCUGCGGUGCUCGGGGGGCAUGCGGCUCACGGCCACCUACCGCUACAUCCUCUCCUGCCACUGCGAGGAGUGCAACUCCUAG